This is a messenger RNA of Apis cerana (Asiatic honeybee), 2153 nucleotides long. Its product is annotated as facilitated trehalose transporter Tret1. Gene Ontology annotation, cellular component: membrane. NCBI's taxonomy places the organism in Eukaryota, Metazoa, Arthropoda, Insecta, Hymenoptera, Apidae. Gene Ontology annotation, molecular function: transmembrane transporter activity. Gene Ontology annotation, biological process: transmembrane transport. The record is from RefSeq and is a predicted model, not a curated record.
CGGGUAUAAAUCUUGUUAGAAAUCGGCUGGAAUUGUGAUGUCAACUUCGUUACAUGAAUGGUGUAAGGAUCAUCCAGAAGAGAAAAAUUGUGAUACAUACAUAUGGAAUUUUAAAUUUCAUCAAAAUAUCAAACAACGGGUAUAAAUCUUGUUAGAAAUCGGCUGGAAUUGUGAUGUCAACUUCAUUACUUCAUUCAUGAAUAUUUGCAGUGUAAGGAUCGUCCAGAAGAGAAAAUUUGUGAUACAUAUAUAUAUGGAAUUUUAAAUUUAAUCAAAAUAUCAACUUCCUUCUUAAAACUGGAAGAAGAAAAAGCGAAGGAGAGGAGGAACAUAACGUUCGUGAUCGAUGUCCGUAUAAUCCUGACUAUAAAUUUCCAUCUCGUUGACGUCAUUCCGUGAACUAUAUCGGGACAAAAGCUCGAUCGUGCGAGAGGCUCCCAAAGGACUAUCGCUAUGAGAGAGAAAAGAUGUAAAUUGAAAAUAAAAGAACAGAAAAUAAAGGAAAAUAUAAAAAACGAUAAUAAAGAAAAUAAUAAAGAAGAUAAUAAAGAAGAUAUAUUAAUUGAACCUUGUAAUAAAAUGGAUCCAGAAGAUAAGAGCAAAAAAAGCAAGAUUCAUUUACAAUUAAUAUCAAGUUUUAUAGUUAAUCUAGCAUUAUUCUCCGCCGGAAUUUCCGUCGGUUGGCCAACGAUCGCUGUUCCAAAGUUGGAAAAUGAAAGCUCUUCCAAUAUUCAUAUAAGUCAAAAUGAUGGAAUUUUAAUAAUUAACGCGAUACCGGUAGGCGCCAUUGUUGGAUCAAUUUUAUCCGGUUUAUUACUGAACGUUGUCGGCAGAAAAUGGUUUCUCUACGCGACCAGCGCACCAUUCAUAAUCUGUUGGUUGCUCACUUAUUUCGCAAAUUCUUGGAUUGAAAUUUUAAUAGCGAGACUGAUAUCUGGUGUAUCGGUCGGUGCCUUGUAUUCCAUGGCCCCAUUGUAUAUAGGAGAAUUGGUGGAGCCAAGAAUCAGAGGAGCGAGUAAUGCUAUGCUAUCAUUCAUGUUUAAUCUGGGAUGCAUGUUCGUAUUCGGUCUUCAACCAAUUUUAAGCAAGGAGAUUCUGUCAUUUAUCAAUUUAAUACCGAUAGUCAUAUUUCUCCUAACUAUGCCAUGGUUACCAGAAUCGCCUUAUUAUUAUUGCAAAAAAAACAAGAUAGAAUCCGCAGCGAUAACUUUGGUAUGGCUAAGACGCAAGGAGGAUAACAAGGAAGAGUUAAAGGAGAUAAAUGAAUUGAUAAGCACAGAAAAUCAAGAUGGCUUCAAAAAAUUCGGAAAAGCACCAUACGGGAAAGCACUGAUGCUUCUACUACUGCUGAUGGCGGCUCAACAAUUGUCAGGAUUUGCAGCCAUUUUAUUCAACAGCGGCGAAUUGAUUAAAAAAUUCAAUGUACAAUUUGAACAAAAUUAUCUCCUUCUUAUAAUAAGCGCGAUAUCUUUAGUUGCCAGCUUAUUAUCCGCGCUUACCGUCGACAAAAUCGGCAGAAAAUCUGUUUUUCUAAUAUCGACAUACGGCACUGUUCUAUGCCUUCUCGUGAUUGGUGCCUAUUUCUUUGUCGAACAUAUAGGGAUAAAAGUCAACAGUUAUUCCACGAUCCCAUUGGUCGCUUUUGCGAUUUACUUUAUUACUUUCUCGUACGGUUUAACCUCAAUUCCAUAUAUAGUCUCUUCGGAAAUUUUCCUGACAAACAUGAAAAAUUGGGCAACCAUGUUCUCCAACAUUUUUGGAUUCAUAUUGUUCAUAAUCGUAUAUAACGUUUAUAGGGUUUUGAGCGACAAAUAUGGAUACGUAAUAUUUCUUGUCUUUGGCGCUAUCGAGUUUCUAAUUGGCAUCAUCUUAAACAUAGCAUUACCGGAAACAUCGUCCAAAUCUUUUAACCAGAUUCAGAAUAUAUUGAAAGGAUAAAGACGAAAUAAAGGAAAGACAAUAAAUGAUUUGCAUUCUAUUUAUUCAAUUUUCAUCUAUGGUUCUCUUUAUAUCGUUGAAAUCUCUGUUUCAAAUUGUUGAAUUGCCUAGACAAAAACUUUCGAGAAAAUAAGUAUUUCAAAUGUAUUCGCGUCUAUGAAUUUGAUCAAAAACAAAUUUCAAAAAGAAAUGUUAACACAAAACAAAAAUAAAAA